AUGGCCUUUCGCGUUUCCGUGGCGAUGUCUGUGCGUACACAGGCGGAACUCGUCCUGACAUCUUUCCAGCAGCAUGAAGUCCCCGAGGAACCGGCCGUCACGCCGGAUGGCGCGGGGUUGUCUCCCGUGGAGCAUCCCUCGAGCCUUCCAGCCUCAACUGCCUACAGUGCAGCUCUAAACGCGGGGUUCGCAGAGGGACUCCUCUCGGCGGUCCCGGAGUUCAAAGCGCGUCUUCCAAAGCCUUCCCCGUACGCGAGAGCAGCUCCCUUGACUCUCUCGGGCCCAGGCGCAAGUCUCGUCCCUGCACAGAGCGCGUCUGUUCCUGCGUUAAGGGAGAUCAUGCCGACGCGCGUGGACGCUUCGGCAGAACUCCCUCCAGCGCUGCAACGCGCGCACAAGCUGGGGUCUGAGUCUGCACUGCAGCCCCUGAACUCGCCAGCGACGGGUUCAACGGUGACCGCUCAGUCUCCGCCGGAAUCCACUGAGCUGCAGGAGCACAGCGCGGCAGACAAGCAGGCGCAGGACGCGCGGAGCUCGUCAGGUGAGACAGGACUGCAGAGACAAGCUGAAGAGACAGCUGGGCAGAAGCGAGAACAGACGGGAAAGACGGGGCCUGCGGAGCCUGCCUCUCAGGUGAACGGGAAGGCAACGCAGACGACAGCUGCAGGGGAGAAGCGCAGCGCGUCGGAAGAAUCUGUUCGGGAGGCCUCAGUUGAAAGUGGAGACGACACCGUUGGAGACGCAGUUGAAAACGACGGCCUAGGACACGCUCGCCCCUUCAUCCCCGCCACUCUGGCGGUCGCGGUGGAAAACUCCGCGGAUGCUUCUGCCGAGAUGGGGAAGGAAGGUUCCGAACCGGAGCAAGAAGAGCCCUACGAAAAGCGGCCACCAACGUCAAGUGCUCAGGAGACGCAGGAUCGUGCGGAUCGAGGGCAGGAACUGGGUUCUCUGAAGACGCACGACGCUCAGGGCGAGCAAUUGCUUGAGAACUUCCCAACCUCAUCUGCAACGGAGGCAGAGCCCGCGUUGCUUUCAGAGAGUAUCGCGGCUUCACGCAGCCAGGAAGAGAGCGAGCCUGCCGCGAUGACUCAGACGAAAAGCGACGCCAGCACUGAGGAUCUCGACGACUUGGACAUUGAUUUCGAUGCUUCUCGUGCCGGGGUUGAGGAAUUCGAGUAUGCCACGCCGGAAGAUUUUGACUACGACGGCAUGGAUCUGGACACAGAUGCAGAGGCGGACCGCGUGGAGGAGCAAGAACAAGGGACAUCUCAAUCGGGUGACGAGGACGAGUCGAGUGCUCUGCGUGAAUCGCCGAGAACAACCGUCUCCAACGGAAGUUGGAUUCCCACAGCCCGGAGUCAAAGAGAAGCUACUCGACGGCGUUCGACGCCGACGCGCGUCCUCACCGCGGAAAAGAAAUAUGCGCGCAAGCUGCGUCGCUCUUCGGGAUCGAAUGCAGCCUCAGCUGGAACGGGUUCAGAACCGGAAAGCGCGCAGCGUUCCAGGAACGGAGGCGCAACUCAGCCUGACAGGUCGCCUAAGGGUCGGACCGGCAGUGCGGCGAACGCAGGAAAAUCAGCAAGCGGGGCCUCUCCAGAGCCCAGCCGUGUGUCCAGGAAGCAUCGGCCACGCAGCGUCGCUGGAAAGUCGACCGCUUCGUGGGUGAACGAGGGCGAAAGCACUCAAAGUGCGGCACUCGCCUCGGACGCUCUUUCCCUUGAACUCAGUGAUCUAGAUGGCGAAACAGAAGACUCCGAUGCACAGGCCUCUUCUACCUCUACGCGCACAAGGCGGCAGAUGCCGAGCGACGGUCGCUUACGAAAGCGACUUCGUUUGUCGAAAGGUCGAAAGGGGAAGUUUGUGAGCAGGCAGCCGUCGAGUGAACUUGAACGAGAGGAAGAUAUAGCCUUCGACUGGGACCUCGGGGGCAUGCAGAGAGACUCAGCGGAGAACGCAGGCACCAGUGGAGAGGACGAGUGGUUCGGGGAAGGUUCUGGCGACCCUCUUGAUGCCUUUCAGGGCGCUGACAGUUCGGGAGACGACGCCGACGAAGAGGCGGGUGGAGAUUUUCUCGGUGGCAUUCUUGGGCUGUCCCGGAGGGGAGUCGUCCCCGGCGUCGAUCUCGACAGCGUCUCCAGUGAAAUGAAAAAGAAACUGGGGAGCGCUCGCACAUUCGCGGACUUCGGCAAGGGGCGUGGCGCCACGCUGUUUCGAGCAGAAACUGAAGGCGGUCGACGCGGAUCGGCUCCCGACGUCCAGUGGGACAGCAGGCGCAAGCUGCAGAUUCUCGACCAGGCAGAUGUCUACAAGCAGGCUCACGACACCAUUCCUGCUCUAGAUUUUCUCGGAACGGGCUACGAUCUGCUGAAAGGAAACCCACUAGGCGACCCCGAGACGUCCCUCGAUCCCGGUUACAGGAGCCCCGUUCUCCGCUUCGAGUGGACGCACGGGCCGUACGGCGUGACGAACGACUUGAGUCUCCUGCAGCCUGUUGGCGGGUUCGUUCGUCCCUUUGUUUCCUGCCGUCAGUCUGAGGCGGUUGAUGAAGUUUCCUCAAUGUCCGACUACCAAACAGAGCUGUCGGUGGACGCCACCGCGGGAGGAGGCUCGUGGUUUGCUUCUUUUUCCGCGUCUACCGGCUACAGAGAAAUGGCGAAGGAAGUCGCGACGAAAAAGGAGAGAAGCUACUUUAUGAAGACGUACUGCUUCCGCUACGAAGCGGGGCUGUCGGACUCUCCCGCUAUUGCGUGGAACACGACCUAUGGGUUCGAGCGCGCUCUCACGGAUUUGCCCACUGAGUUCCACGGCCUGGAUCCAAGCAGCACAUGCCAGCCUUUUAUCUACAAAAUGACGCCGGAGAGUCCCGACUGCCGGCAGAUGGGAGUUCCGCAGUGGAUGGAACUCUUCCGCCAAUUCGGGACGCAUGUGACGACAAACCUGAAACUCGGAGGGAAGAUGGUGCAUGAGGUCAAGGUGAAAUCCUCUGACGUAGAUUCCCUGGAGGAUUCAGGUGUGUCAGUCGCUGCCCAAGUGUCUGCAUCCUUUUACUUUUUCUCGGCGAGUGCGAAAACGAGUACCAACAAGUCCAACAGCUCUCGAAAUAGCACGAGCGACUUCAAAAAGAAUGUCACCACACGCGUGGUCGGUGGACGGCCUCCCAAGGACCCCAGUGAUCCUUCCUCGAUCGUUCUUUGGUCCAAAACGGUGGAAGAUCUUCCCAUGCCGAUCCAGAUACAGAUGCAACCGUUGGAGAAUUUCAUGCCUCCUCAGUUUCGAAAAGCCUACCGGAAGGCAGCAAUUUACUACGGUCGGGUCUUUGGGAUGAGCGAGGCCGAGUUUGACUCGCUGGCGAAUUCUACUGCGAAAUCCGUCGCAGACAAACUACGCGAGGGGCAUUCGGUCGUCUGGGGCGGUGACGCACCGGGCUAUUUGCGGUGUCCCGGAAAAGAAGUGAUCAUCGGAGGGUUUUCGCUUAUCUUCAACUUCAGAGACACGACAGCCGUCCCGGAUGACUACCAUAUGGAGGCAUGCAGACCUGGACUGCCGGUAUGCGAACGUUCCUCGUCGACAGGGAACACCGCGGACGAUUCGCGCAUCUGGGCCGUCUGUGGCCCCAGUGCUAUGCUCUCCCUUCAACAGGUCGUCGUUGAGGGCCUCGUCAACAACGAAGAUCCCGAUGACACAUUGGAAGCGCGGUGUCCAGAUGGAACCGAAAUUGCGUGGGGUCUGAAGCUUGCUGUCGGCUACGGACCCGGAGGCGCUGCUCACUCCUUCAUCGGCCAUUGCAAACCAGGGGAAACGUCUUGCAGAAUGGCUCCUCGGCCGGAAAGCAGCAGGCACCACGCGCGGCGAUUUGUCUACGCCGCCUGUGUGGAAGCUGGCUACCCUGGUCUUCGGGAUAUUCGAGGCGUCAGCAGCGUGGGUAGCAUCGGCGACGCGCAGAAGGAUCUCCCUAACGCCGAUGGAGAGGUCGUCCUCGACUGCGGGGACGAGAGCACACUUUUGCUUGGGUGGACCCUAGAGAAUCACAUGCGGGAGGAGGAUGUUCGCCUGAAAUUCUUAACUUGUCCUCCCGGACAGCAAACCUGUGCGAUGAAAGGAGCUGGCGUAGACAAGGCAUCCCCUGGGGGCGAGGAGCAGAAGUUGAGGGACACCCAUGCACUUUUAGGGUUUGGGCUAUGCGUGCCGGCAUCGAAGUACAACGCGCAUCCACAAGAACGAAGUGCUCCUAUAAAGCCCCAAUGA
Neospora caninum is the source of this 4245-nucleotide messenger RNA. RefSeq lists its product as hypothetical. The transcript has 15 exons. Lineage: Eukaryota; Apicomplexa; Conoidasida; Eucoccidiorida; Sarcocystidae. The coding region runs from base 1 to 4245 and encodes 1414 amino acids. The record is from RefSeq and is a predicted model, not a curated record.